Macrobrachium nipponense is the source of this 1071-nucleotide messenger RNA. RefSeq lists its product as uncharacterized. Lineage: Eukaryota; Metazoa; Arthropoda; Malacostraca; Decapoda; Palaemonidae. Bases 17 to 877 code for a protein of 286 amino acids. The transcript is spliced from 7 exons. The record is from RefSeq and is a predicted model, not a curated record.
ACCAGGACGAGACAAAAUGAGCCGAGCUGUGAUUGUUCUACUGUCACUGGCGGCCGUCGCCAUGGCCCAGGAAGCCUUCCUCGAGAAGUACAGCUUCACCAAGACAAUGGCCACUUGUUUCGGCGAGGGGGUAUACUAUGACUACUUGGCUAAAGUUGGCAUCGCCCAGAAAGAGUGCCAGCAUCUACCAGUCUCCAAUCUCCACAGACUCGACUUUUCUCUCUACUCACAACUGGGAUAUCCCUUGCACUUCGGAGGCGGAGACUCGUCUUUGUAUGUGCCCUUCCCCUCCUAUCACACAGCGCACACUGGGCAUCAAGGCGUACCACACGGCUACCAGUCACUUCACCAUUACAGAAAGAAACGCCAGGCCGAAUCAGCAGGGGAAACUGCAGCAGUUCCACCCCAGCAAGGCCCAGCACCUUUCUUCGACAAAUAUUACCUCUUGGACUCUGUCAACAAGAUCAUGGCUUCCCUCAGCAACUACACCUGCACUCUACAUAAACUUGAAGUUAUCGAUGAAUACCUGAACAUCAACAUCAAUCACCUGACCGCUCAAUACACCGGCCUGCCAAUCAGUGACGGAUUCAAGCAGGACCUAAUUGAUGGUCUCUACUACUGCAGGGAUUUGACGUACUGCCUGCCACUACAUAACACCCGCUCCCCUCUCCCCCUCAACCUCCAACGUCUCCUGAUGGCGAUGGAGUGCGAGAAGGAGACGAGAACCAACGCCUGCUUCAAGGAGGACCUCAGGAAGAACGUCGGCGAAUUCGACCUCUCGCUGUUCCCAGAGGAGGACGACCAGGAGAGUGUGCUGAACAAACUUUCGGCCAUUGUCACCGGAGUCGAUUCGCUCAACGAAUUAGAAAUUCUCUAAAAAUCGAGGACGAAUUCUCAUUUAUAUUUCGGUGUUAAUUCACCGGAGUGUGGAAAGAUAGACGAAAUACAGCAGCUGUGCUGCUGUCAAUACGAUGUUUAUGGAACCGGAAUGGCUGUAAAUUCGAGGAGGCUUAAUACACACGUGUUUGCUCAAUGACUUUCUGUAUUUGUAUGAAGCCUUUAUUAUCUCAC